Messenger RNA from Colletotrichum spaethianum, 1419 nucleotides. RefSeq names its product MFS transporter eqxG. Gene Ontology annotation, biological process: transmembrane transport. The record is from RefSeq and is a predicted model, not a curated record. Lineage: Eukaryota; Fungi; Ascomycota; Sordariomycetes; Glomerellales; Glomerellaceae. The transcript has 2 exons. Gene Ontology annotation, molecular function: transmembrane transporter activity. Bases 1 to 1419 code for a protein of 472 amino acids.
AUGAUUGGGUUUGAAACUGCCGUUCGGAAGAGCUCUGCUCGUGAAAGGGAUUCUGUCAUUGACGGGAAAUGGGAUGCCAACGACGGUUCCCCCCUACCUAGCGAGACAACCGACCCGAAUACCGUCGACUGGGACGGCCCCGAUGACCCUGCGAACCCGCACAAUUGGUCCAAGGCGUACAAGUUGACCAACGUGGUGGUUGUAAGCUUGUCUGUGCUCUACACCAACCUCGCAACCACCAUGUUCGCCCCGGGUGCCCCAAGCAUGCAACGCGAAUUCGGCUUCAAGAGCAGCACUGUUGAGAUCAUGACCAUUACCAUGGCGUCGCUUGGCUUCGCCCUGGGCCAGAUGUUUAUCCCUCCCCUGUCCGAGGUCUUUGGACGCAUGCCUGUCUAUCGUGCGAGCUCCAUCUUUUACCUUGGCUUCACCGCCGGCUGUGCGUGCAGCACCAACGUCGCUGAGUUUCUCGUCUUCCGCUUAUUAACAGGUUUGGCUGCUGCGUCGUACAUGUCGACGGGCGGCGGCACUGUCGCCGACCUCUUGCCGAAGGAGAAGAGGGGUGUAGCCAUGGCCAUUUUCACCGCGGGGCCACUCUUCGGUCCUGCUGGCGCUGUCACUGCCAUCACCUUUCUAUUCAUGCACGAGACGAGUUCCGUCAACAUACUCAAGUCCAAGGCCGCUCGACUUCGCAAAGAGACGGGCAAUCCGAAUUUGCGCGCCGUCGGCGAUAAGCAGACCCCUGUGAAGCAGCUCGUGCUCCACGCCAUGGUCCGCCCCAUGAGAAUCCUCUUCACUUCACCUCUUGUUGCACUCAUCGCCCUCUAUAUAGCCUUCAACUUUGGCGUCACAAUGCUCCUCUUUGCUACUUUCCCGACUGUUUAUGAAACUACCUAUCACUGGAGCAUUGGUGUUUCAGGCCUAGCCUACAUCGGCGUCGGCAUUGGCUGCGCCAUCGGUGUCGUCACCUUUGCCAAGCUCAGCGACCGUCUUCUGACUGAUCAAGGGGGAACCUACCGCGCAGAACGGCGCUUGAUCAUAAUGAUGUUUGUAUCUCCUAUGUUCCCCAUCGUCCUCUUUAUCUAUGGCUGGACUACAGAGAACAAGGUGCACUGGGUUGUGCCCAUCGUCGGUACUGCCAUCUGCGGGCCUGGUGCUGUCAUCAUCAACUCGUCGUCGCAGACAUACAUUAUCGAUAUCUUUGGGCCGCAGGCUGCAGCAUCCGCCCUUUCUGCCAUCACGCUGCUACGCAACCUAACGGGCGCCUUUCUGCCUCUCGCUGCCCCGGCACUCUACGCCAACCUAGGCCUGGGCUGGGGAAAUAGCGUGUUGGCAUUCAUUACGGUGCUAUUUAUUCCCCUGCCGUUCUACUUUUACUGGCGCGGCGAGUCCUUACGAAAAACGUUUCCCGUCAAGGUCUGA